GAGUCAUCGAUGGUUAUUUUCAGCUGUUAACCUGUCAGGAGGGAAUCAGACAUCAAAGGCAAAGUGAAGCAUCAUGGGACAUUAUAUUGCAGCCGGUGGGACCAUGAAGACUGUGGUAUCUCUGCUGCUGCUCUGUCUGUGUCAUCCCGUACAGAGUGACUGCCAGGCAGACUGCCUGACCUGCAGCACCAUCCUGCCCAAACAGCUCAGUUUCAACACAAUGGUGUGUCUCUCUGAGUGCGAAAGCAGCAUCUCCCCUGCCUUCUACCGUGACUUCUGUCGUAAAGUGCUGUCGUCUCGGUUGUCCUCCCUCAGUGCUUCACUGCACAAAAGAUCUGAAGAGGAGGUGGAGGCUCUGUUCCCUGAGGAGGAAGAGGAGGAGCAGCCUGAGGGAGGUCUGCUGCUGCCCAUUGCACUGCAGAGGUUUGAUCACAUGACCAGGGCACUUGGGGUGGAUGAGAGGGCUCUAGGUAUCAAGGGCAGCCAGCUGAACAGUGCCUACAAUUCCCAGAAUGCCCUGUCUCUUGAAGAUGAGUAUCAAGAGGAGGCAGGGCAGGAGGAAGGAGCUGCUGAUGUUGCUGCAAGAGGACAGGGGGAUUUAGGUCUGAGCAUCUCCAAGAGGUUUGGUGGCUUUGUGAAAGGGAGGCAUGGCUACAGGAAGCUGAUGUCCCCGGGAAGAUCUUACCAGAAGAGGUACGGGGGAUUCAUCGGCAUUCGAAAGUCAGCCCGCAAGUGGAACAACCAAAAACGUUUCAGCGAGUUCCUGAAGCAGUACCUGGGGAUGAGCACUCGGGCCACUGAGUUCAACAGUGUGUCAGAGGAUCUCACCGCACAGAACGAAGUUUAGCCGAGUGCACCUUUAAGCCACUGACAAAAAACUAAUUGUUGAUGUAUUUUGGAUGAUCUUGUUUUGUAUUUCAGUCACCGACAUGUCAAACUUUAACUGAUGUCACCAAAGUUGAGUGCCAAAAGAAUGAAAACUAAGCCCAUAACCUAACGGCGUGUUCAGACAGAAGUUGAAGUAGUUAUUUUGCAGGACAUGAUUACAUACAAAGUCAAUGCUAGAAAGCCAUAUUUUCAUGAAGCUGUCUUAAAGCAUGCCAGCACUGAAACUUUCCUUAAGACCUAAGAUUGCAUCAAGAAUGAUUGAUGUUAAAAUACCAGGCUGUUGUCUUGUGCACGGAUAUGACAGAUCAUUAACCUUUUUGCAGAUUUGCAUGGUUGAUUGGUCCUCUUUUCGAUAUUUAUUACAAUUAGAUCAAUGAAAAAAAGACUUCAUAUUUUGCGUUCAUACUGGAGUAGGUCACUUUAUUGAGAUUACAUAACUUGCUAUUAAAUCCACUCCUCACCAGCCCAAACUGGGUGGGUGCUGGUCCACUUCCAGUAGCUGGAGAUAGCAGUUAAGUUUACCCAUACACAAUCCCUGGGAAAGAACAUGGUUGAUUGUUUCAACCAAAACAGGUAAACACAAAUUAUGCUCUUGUGCCAGCAGGUUAAGACAAAAUUUUGCUCCACUUUCUGUCUGAACACUGUCACUAAAGAGUUCUCUGUCUCACAUAAUUCAUAUGUCUAUCUAUUCAUUAUUUUCUAACCCUUUUGAUUGAGAUAAAAUAUGGCUCUCUCAGUGAUCAGGCCGUCCUGUAUAAACUCUCAACCAGCCUAACUCUUAUUUGACCUUGUAAAGACAGAUCAGUCUGAAUUAUGAGACCCCACAGUCAAUCAUACCCCUCUUUGAUCCUCUCUUUGGGAUGGCCCAGUAAAACGACCAAGUGUCAUUUGAUCAGCUUCAAAUGUCUUUUUCUUCAUGAGCUCUGAUGAAAGCUCCCAUAUUUACUUGCAGGACUCUCUCUAGUCCUGCAAUGGUUUGCAGUGCAAUGCAUAAAUACUUUCACUAUUUAAAGCUAACUUAAUGAUAACAUAAUCACUGGUUUUCUGAUAACCUAUUAAACAGUAAGUUGUAAAGAUUAUUCUCUGAACUGAGUCAUCGGGGAAAGGUACUUCAUUUUCCCCUUGAGGAGGCUUCUCACUGUUGAAAAUGUGUAAGAGCCCCUGUUAUCAAGAAAGAUCUCUUUCUUGACUUUACUACCAUCUUGUGGAAAAACACUUAACACUCUUCUGAAGGACAAAAAACAGUGUUUGUAAUGUUUGGACGUCAUGCUUUGGAUAAAGUCAGCAGUAAUGUAAAGCAUAUUUUUUGUGAUUUGUGGUAAAUAAAUGAAAUCAUUCAAAAACACAGCUAAAAGUCAUAGUUUUAAUCAUUGUGCCAAACACACCUGAGAUAAGUUCUGAGAUUUUUCCUUAAAUCUGGUCCAAUGUUGAACUUAAAGACUCAACAGCGGUCAAAUUUGUGUGCUACUGUACUCUCUGUCUGCCAGAUGGAUGUUAUGAACAUGUGAGUGUCUUCUCUGACUGGUUCUUGAGAGAUGCCAGAUUCCUCUCUGUACAAACAAUGUUUGUUUUAUCUAUUCAAACUGUAAUGGUGUGAGGUGUUUUGUUGCCCACUAUGAGAAAUUGUAAAUAGCUGAAUUUAAACAUGUCAAUAAAAAUAGUUUACUAUUUCCUUUGUGGCUUGUCAUGCAGCAACUGAUUCUGUGUCUUGAGGUGUUUUGUUCUUCAUAUUAGUGGUGUUAAUCUUACCUUUACAGAAAAGUUCCUAUAAUAUAUCUUAGGCUUUGUAGGCACUACUUAUAUACGUUGUUAAUCAAUUGAAAAAUCCUCAUGGAUGUAAGAGGAAAGACAGUCUUCAGUGUCUCCAAAUUAAAAACAACUGUCGGUGUAUCAAGUCUACUUUUAUUGUUAAAAUGACAAGAAAAUUUAGCUCAUGAGACUUGACACACACAGCUGGUCUUGAUGGUACUCAAUUUUGUACUUAAACCCUCAUAAAUUCAUCAUGGAAAGCACUAGUCAGCAGCUUUAAGGGAAAACUUCCUUUUUAAGAACACUUCAAGACGAACUGAAAUCUUAUGUGGGUGGCUAUCCACCUUCACUGGAUUUGUAGCUCUCUUACAGGAUGUCAGAGGUCUAAAAUCUCAUGUGAUGUGCUAAAGACUGGAAAAAUAGAUUUCUGAAUAAACAACACCAAUAUGUG
Molecule: messenger RNA, 3088 nt
Organism: Notolabrus celidotus (New Zealand spotty)
Lineage: Eukaryota; Metazoa; Chordata; Actinopteri; Labriformes; Labridae
Gene: pnoca
Product: prepronociceptin a
Exons: 3
Coding region: 74-847 (257 amino acids)
Biological process (GO): sensory perception; chemical synaptic transmission; neuropeptide signaling pathway
Cellular component (GO): neuronal cell body; dendrite; axon terminus
Molecular function (GO): opioid receptor binding
Source: RefSeq, a predicted model, not a curated record